AUGGAAAACUCAAUGGACAAAGGCAAAGCUAUAGAGGACAGGUUUGAACUGGAUAUGACAAACUUUCCAGCUUUAUCAGCCAUUGCUAUGAGGAAUUCUUUUGGACCAUUGACUAAGGGAUCAUGGUGUUUGAGUAGUGUACCUCCUGCUAAAGGAAGAGGGUGGAACUAUGCUACCAACUAUCAGGAUGCUUCAAAUGGGAGGAAUACUUGGAACUCGCAGUGGUAUAAUGUUACUAUCUUAAGUGUUGCAGCUCAAUACAUACAUUGUUUGGUACAAGAUAGGGUGGGAAUAAUUGAUUGUGCAAUUACAGCUAUAUAUGGUUACAAUACCAUAGAGCAAAGGAAACAAUUAUGGAGUGGUUUGAAGGACAUUGCAACAGGAAACACAAAAUCAUGGUUGCUAUGUGGGGAUUUCAAUGCAGUCCUAUAUACCAAUGACAGGCUGAUGGGCAACCCCAUUACAUAUACAAAAGUGCAGGAUUUUGCUGACUGUGUAGCUAAUCUAACUCUGAAUGAACUGGCAUGGAUAGGUGACUAUUACAUAUGGUCAAACAAGCAACAUGGUGUAGAAAGGAUCAGCAACAGAAUUGACAGAGCUUUUGGCAAUUAUGAGUGGAUGAUGCAGUGGGGUCAUGUGGCUACUAAAUAUGGAUUGCCAUACAUAUCUGAUCAUAGUCCAAUGCUAUUAACCCUUUACUCAGCUCCUAAACCUAGUAAAACACCUUUCAGAUUUUUUAAUAUCUGGGUAGAUCAUGAAAGCUUUAUACCCAUUGUGGGAAGAGUCUGGAAUCAAUCUUUCACUGAGGACAAAAUGAAGAACAUUUGGAUAAAAUUGAAGAGGUUAAGGCCUUUGUUUAGGACCCUAAACACCGGGCACUAUAGAACUAUUAGUAUGAAGAUUGAACAAGCUAGAACAACCUUAGAGGAGGUGCAGCAGAAGAUUAUUAUAGCAUAUAAUGACAAUCUGAUUGAAGAAGAGAAAAGCCUGUUGCAGAACUUAGAAAAAUGGUCCACUAUUGAAGAAAGUGUAUUAAGGCAGAAAGCAAGAACUAAGUGGAUCAAACUGGGAGACUCUAAUACCAAGUAUUUUGCAGUUGUUAUGAAGGAAAGAAGUCAGAGAAAGCAAGUAAAUGAACUUGUUUCAAUCAUGGGAGAUAAACUUGUUCAUCCUGACAGCAUAAAGAAGGAAGUGGUAGAUUUCUAUAAAUCUUUAAUGGGAUCAGCAGCUCAAUCUCUGCCUGUAAUAGAUAGAAUGAACAUGAGUAAUGGGCCAAAACUAUCACAAAUGCAGAAACUUGCUCUAUGUGCUGAGGUGACUGACAAAGAGAUUUAUAAUGGAUUAUGUGCUAUUGACAGCGAUAAAGCACCAGGAAUUGAUGGCUACAAUGCUUACUUCUUCAAGAAGGCAUGUAUAAAGCAGUGA
Molecule: messenger RNA, 1425 nt
Organism: Nicotiana tabacum (common tobacco)
Lineage: Eukaryota; Viridiplantae; Streptophyta; Magnoliopsida; Solanales; Solanaceae
Source: RefSeq, a predicted model, not a curated record